GUUGAUUAUCAUGGCGGAUCGGACAGCUCCUAGAUGCCAGCUCCGUCUGGAGUGGGUGUAUGGGUAUAGGGGUCACCAGUGCCGCAACAACCUGUACUACACGGCAGGCAAGGAAGUGGUUUACUUCGUGGCUGGAGUCGGAGUGGUUUAUAAUACCAGAGAGCACAGCCAGAAAUUUUUCUUGGGGCACAAUGAUGACAUUAUCAGCCUCGCUUUGCACUCGGAUAAAACCCUGGUUGCCACAGGACAGGUCGGGAAGGACCCUUACAUUUGCAUCUGGGAUUCCUACAAUGUGCAGACUGUUUCUAUUCUGAAAGAUGCACAUACCCAUGGAGUUGCCUGCUUGGCUUUUGAUUCAGAUGGCCAGCGCUUAGCUUCGGUAGGACUGGAUGCCAAAAAUACAGUCUGCAUUUGGGACUGGAAAAAAGGAAAAUUGCUCGCAACAGCUACUGGCCACUCGGAUAGGAUUUUUGAUAUUUCCUGGGAUCCAUAUCAGCUCAACAGAUUAGCUAGCUGUGGUGUGAAACAUAUCAAGUUUUGGACCUUGUGUGGAAAUGCCUUGACAGCCAAAAGAGGAAUAUUUGGGAAGACAGGAGACCUACAAACUAUCCUCUGUUUGUCCUGUGUGAAAGAUGAUGUCACAUACUCUGGUGCUUUAAACGGAGACAUCUAUGUCUGGAAAGGGCUAACCUUAGUCCGCACAAUUCAAGGAGCUCAUAGUGCUGGAAUUUUUAGCAUGUAUGCAUGUGAGGAAGGUUUUGCCACUGGUGGAAGAGAUGGUUGUAUUCGGCUAUGGGACACUGAUUUCAAGCCAAUAACUAAAAUUGAUCUCAGGGAGACCGAACAAGGAUACAAAGGCUUGUCCAUCCGAAGUGUGUGUUGGAAAGCAGAUCGACUUUUAGCAGGGACCCAAGACAGUGAAAUAUUUGAGGUGAUUGUGAGAGAAAGAGAUAAGCCGAUGCUGAUAAUGCAGGGUCACUGUGAAGGAGAACUCUGGGCUCUGGCGGUGCAUCCCAAGAAACCAUUAGUUGUCACGGGCAGCGAUGAUCGAUCCGUGCGCUUAUGGAGCCUUGCUGACCAUGCCUUGAUUGCUCGUUGUAAUAUGGAGGAAGCCGUGCGGAGUGUAUCUUUUAGUCCUGAUGGCUCUCAGCUGGCCCUGGGAAUGAAAGAUGGUUCUUUCAUAGUUCUGAGAGUAAGAGAUAUGACAGAGGUAGUUCAUAUUAAAGAUCGGAAAGAAGUGAUUCAUGAAAUGAAGUUUUCACCAGAUGGCUGCUUCCUUGCUGUGGGUUCCAAUGAUGGUCCAGUAGAUAUCUAUGCAGUUGCUCAGCGAUACAAAAAAACAGGAGAAUGCAGCAAGUCUUCUAGUUUUAUCACACAUAUUGAUUGGUCUUUGGACAGUAAGUUCUUGCAAACGAAUGAUGGCUCGGGAGAACGCUUCUUCUACAGGAUGCCAUCUGGAAAGCAUUUAACAAGCAAAGAUGAGAUCAAAGGGAUUCGUUGGGCUUCCUGGACUUGUGUUAUGGGAUCGGAAGUGAAUGGAAUCUGGCCAAAGUAUAGUAAUGUUACUGACAUCAAUUCUGUGGAUGGAAAUUACAACAAUGCAGUUCUGGUGACGGGAGAUGACUUUGGUUUGGUUAAGUUGUUCCGAUUUCCUUGCCUAAAGAAAGGAGCCAAAUUUAGAAAAUAUGUUGGCCACUCUGCACAUGUCACAAAUGUCCGUUGGUCACAUGACUUUCAGUGGGUAAUAAGUACCGGAGGCGCAGAUCAUUCUGUUUUUCAGUGGCGGUUUAUUCCAGAAGGUAUAACAAAUGGAAUCCUUGAAACAACACCCCAAGAAAGUGGCAUUGAUUCACACAGCGAAGAAUCUGAUUCUGAUUUAUCUGAUGUGCCAGAGUUAGACUCAGAUAUUGAGCAGGAAGCUCAAAUCAACUAUAUCCGACAGGUUUACAAAGAAGAUCUACCUCAGCUGAAACAGCAAAGUAAAGAGAAAAACCAUUCAGUGCCCUUCCUUAAAAGAGAGCGAGCCCCCGAGGACAGUUUAAAGCUGCUGUUUAUACAUGGUUACAGAGGCUAUGACUGUCGAAACAACUUGUUCUACACACAAACUGGGGAGGUGGUUUACCAUAUUGCUGCUGUUGCUGUUGUGUACAACAGACAACAACAUACCCAAAGACUGUAUCUUGGUCACGAUGAUGAUAUCCUCAGCCUAGCCAUCCAUCCAGUGAAAGACUAUGUUGCUACUGGCCAGGUUGGAAGAGAUGCUGCUAUUCAUGUUUGGGAUACACAGACGCUUAAAUGUUUGUCAUUGCUAAAAGGCCAACACCAAAGAGGAGUGUGCACACUUGAUUUCUCAGCUGAUGGGAAAUGUUUGGCAUCGAUUGGGUUAGAUGAUAAUCAUACCAUUGUUCUCUGGGACUGGAAGAAAGGCGAGAAAAUGGCAGCAACCAGGGGUCACAAAGAUAAAAUAUUUGUGGUGAAAUGCAAUCCUCAUCAUGCUGAUAAACUGGUGACUGUUGGAAUGAAGCACAUUAAAUUCUGGCAACAAGCAGGUGGUGGUUUUACCUCCAAACGUGGAAUUUUUGGAAAUAUUGGGAAACAAGAAACUAUGAUGAGUGUUUCCUAUGGACGAAUAGAGGAUCUGGUUUUCUCUGGUUCUGCUACUGGAGACAUUUACAUCUGGAAAGAUAUUUUGCUGCUUAAGACUGUAAAAGCUCAUGAUGGGCCUGUAUUUGCAAUGCAUGCCUUAGAUAAGGGCUUUGUGACAGGUGGGAAGGAUGGUGUGGUGGCACUUUGGGAUGAUACAUUUGAGAGGUGCCUGAAGACAUAUGCCAUCAAAAGAGCAGCGCUGUCACCUGGGUCUAAAGGAUUGCUGCUGGAAGACAAUCCAUCGAUUCGGGCCAUCACUUUAGGACAUGGUCAUAUACUGGUGGGAACAAAAAAUGGAGAGAUUCUUGAAAUUGAUAAAAGUGGCCCCAUGACUCUUCUUGUGCAGGGUCAUAUGGAGGGGGAAGUCUGGGGUUUGGCAGCUCACCCUCUCUUGCCUAUCUGUGCAACAGUGAGUGAUGACAAAACUCUAAGGAUCUGGGAACUUUCCUCCCAACACCGUAUGCUGGCUGUAAGAAAACUCAAGAAAGGUGGAAGAUGCUGUGCCUUCUCCCCUGAUGGGAAAGCCUUGGCUGUGGGGCUGAACGACGGGAGUUUUCUGGUAGUGAAUGCUGAUACCGUUGAAGAUAUGGUCUCUUUCCAUCACAGAAAGGAAAUGAUUUCUGACAUUAAAUUUUCUCGAGAUUCAGGAAAAUAUUUGGCAGUGGCUUCCCAUGAUAAUUUUGUAGAUAUUUAUAAUGUGCUAACCAGCAAAAGAGUUGGCAUCUGCAAAGGGGCAUCCAGCUACAUCACACAUAUUGAAUGGGAUUCAAGAGGGAAGCUAUUGCAAGUCAAUUCUGGUGCCAAAGAACAAUUAUUUUUUGAAGCGCCAAGAGGAAAAAGGCAUAUAAUAAGACCCACUGAGAUUGAGAAGAUUGAAUGGGAUUCCUGGACAUGUGUUCUUGGUACAACCUGUGAAGGAAUUUGGCCAAUGCACAGUGAUGUCACAGUUAUAAAUGCAGCCUCUCUUACCAAAGAUGGUACCCUUUUAGCUACAGGAGAUGACUUUGGCUUUGUGAAGCUGUUUAAAUAUCCAGUGAAGGGCCAGCAUGCCAAAUUCAAGAAGUAUGUGGGUCACAGCGCUCAUGUCACCAACGUCCGGUGGCUACAUAACGAUUCUGUGCUGCUGACCGUGGGUGGAGCCGACACGGCACUGAUGAUCUGGACUCGAGAAUUCGUGGGCACCCAAGAAAGCAAGCUAGUGGACAGUGAGGAGUCAGAUACUGACGCAGAAGAAGAUGGAGGUUACGACAGUGAUGUUGCAAGAGAAAAAGCUAUUGACUAUACCACAAAGAUUUAUGCAGUGAGCAUCCGAGAGAUGGAAGGUACCAAACCACACCAGCAACUGAAGGAGGUCUCAGUGGAAGAAAGGAGCGGGGCACCGAUCAGAGGAGCCGCAGGAACCGUCUCGCGGUGUGGGAGUCCUAAGAGAAGUGCUCCCACACCACGGGGCCUUUUGGUCAGUGUCGGGACUGUCCCGGACAAUCCAGGACAAUUGCCGCCAGUUAGCAGAGCUGCUCCUCAACCUGAGAAACUGCAAAAGAAUAAUGUCAACAAAAAAAGGAAACUGGUUGAGGAGUUGGCUUUAGAUCAUGUUUUUGGGUACCGUGGAUUUGAUUGUCGUAACAACCUUCAUUACCUCAAUGAUGGUGCUGAUAUUAUUUUCCAUACUGCUGCAGCGUGCAUAGUACAAAACCUUUCCACAGGAAGCCAGACUUUCUACCUGGAACAUACAGAUGACAUCCUCUGUCUGACUGUCAAUCAGCACCCAAAGUAUAAGAACAUUGUGGCAACCAGCCAGAUUGGUGAUAUGACAGAACUUCCAGGUACAACUCCUUCUAUCCACAUCUGGGAUGCAAUGACUAAGGAGACGCUGUCUAUGCUGCGCUGCUUUCAUUCCAAAGGGGUGAACUAUGUCAAUUUCAGUGCUACUGGCAAACUCCUGGUGUCUGUAGGAGUGGAUCCUGACCAUACAAUCACAGUGUGGAGGUGGCAGGAAGGAGCUAAAAUUGCAAGCAGAGGAGGACACCUGGAAAGAAUCUUUGUUGUGGAGUUCCGUCCAGACUCAGAUACUCAGUUUGUAUCUGUUGGAGUAAAACACAUGAAAUUUUGGACUUUGGCUGGAAGCGCUUUGCUCUAUAAAAAGGGAAUAAUUGGUUCAUUGGAAGAUGCCAAAAUGCAAACCAUGCUUUCUGUGGCCUUUGGAGCUAACAAUCUUACUUUCACUGGUGCCAUCAAUGGAGACGUGUAUGUCUGGAAGGAUCACUUUCUGAUUAGGCUGGUAGCAAAAGCCCACACAGGCCCUGUCUUUACAAUGUACACAACUCUUCGAGAUGGCCUCAUUGUUACUGGAGGGAAGGAAAGACCAACAAAAGAAGGGGGAGCUGUGAAAUUGUGGGACCAGGAGAUGAAGCGCUGCCGAGCAUUUCAGUUGGAGACUGGGCAGCUUGUGGAGUGUGUGCGCUCAGUGUGCAGAGGGAAGGGCAAAAUUUUGGUGGGUACCAAGGACGGGGAAAUUCUUGAAGUUGGUGAGAAAAAUGGUGCUUCUAACCUGCUGAUUGACAGCCACAUGGAAGGAGAGAUUUGGGGCUUAGCUACCCAUCCCUCCAAAGACAUCUUUAUCUCUGCUAGUAAUGAUGGAACUGCAAGGAUCUGGGACCUUUGCAACAAAAAACUGCUGAAUAAGGUGAAUCUAGGCCACGCCGCCAGAUGUGCUGCCUAUAGCCCUGAUGGCGAGAUGGUUGCUAUUGGCAUGAAGAAUGGUGAAUUCAUCAUUUUGCUUGUGAACAGCCUUAAAGUCUGGGGUAAAAAACGAGACCGGAAGUCUGCUAUCCAGGACAUCAGAAUCAGCCCUGAUAACCGGUUUUUGGCGGUGGGUUCCCAGGAGCAUACCGUCGACUUCUAUGACCUCACCCAAGGCACGACCUUGAACCGAAUAGGCUACUGUAAAGACAUUCCAAGCUUUGUCAUUCAGAUGGAUUUUUCGGCAGACAGCAAAUACAUUCAGGUGUCAACUGGUGCCUACAAACGCCAGGUUCAUGAGGUGCCAUUAGGAAAGCAAGUGACUGACACUGUGCUCAUUGGCAAGAUCACCUGGGCCACCUGGACAAGCAUCCUUGGCGAUGAAGUCAUCGGCAUUUGGCCCCGAAACGCAGAUAAAGCCGAUGUCAACUGUGCUUGUGUGAGUCACGCUGGCCUAAACAUUGCCUCUGGAGAUGAUUUUGGACUAGUCAAACUCUUUGAUUUCCCCUGCACUGAAAAAUUUGCCAAACACAAGCGUUAUUUUGGCCAUUCUGCACAUGUCACCAACAUUCGCUUUUCUCAUGACGACAAGUAUGUGAUCAGCACCGGAGGCGAUGACUGCAGUGUCUUUGUAUGGCAAUGUCUUUGAACGCUAAUUCUUCCCAGUGCCACACGUGCUACCACCGCCAUGUGAGUGCCAAACAGUGGAGAUCAACAAUGCCUCCCAAGAACUCGGCAGCUGGCUGUUAUAAAAUGGUGCCUGGAUUAUGGUUUUAUGAAACCUACAUACAGUUAUGGUGAAAGAGCUACAAGGAACCUCAACUGUGCUGUCACUGGGAAAGAAGCAAACACAAUUGAUCCAGUUCUUAGCCGAAGA
Messenger RNA from Euleptes europaea (tarantolino), 6262 nucleotides. It is a transcript of the gene EML6, whose product is annotated as EMAP like 6. Bases 11 to 6034 code for a protein of 2007 amino acids. The record is from RefSeq and is a predicted model, not a curated record. Lineage: Eukaryota; Metazoa; Chordata; Lepidosauria; Squamata; Sphaerodactylidae. The transcript is spliced from 43 exons. Gene Ontology annotation, molecular function: microtubule binding.